UUCAUCUUCUCAUUGGAGGUAGCAUUUUAAAGUGCUAAUUCUGAAUGGCAGUUCCUGCAAUUAAACAUGGACAGUUAGUAACCUUACACGAUUUGCAUCCAAUAUCUCCUUUCUUUAAGCAAGGAUCUUCAAUUAGAGUCACUGGAAAGCUACAAGAAUAUAAUGUGGAGACGGCCAUAGCUAUAAUUGCUGAUGGAAAUGCCAUCCUGAAGAUUGACACUCAGCACUUGAGGGACCUUAGCUUUAGAAUCGAUUCUGCUUACCAAUUCAUCGGUGAACUCUUAAUUCAACCUGAUAAUGAGGCGAUAUUGCAGGCACGUGUAGGUAGGAAUGUCGAUGGCAUUGAUCUUAAUCUUUAUAAGCAGUCUCUACAACUAUUAAGACGGUUUCAAGCUGAACGUAUUGAAAAUUCCACUUGAUAGAAAACUGAACUUUGCUUCUUUUAUGUGUAAUGUGCAUAGUAAGAUUGCUUUGUAUGUGCUCUUGGUGGAAUCUGAUGAAUAUACAACAUGUUAAAUUUAGGGGUAUGCAUUCGGUUCAAAGCCGAAACAAGCCAUAUUUUCAAACUGUGAUUUUUUGGGUUUGGUUAUUUAGGUUCAAUGUGCACUAAAAUUUUACAUGUCCAAAACCGAACUAAAUCGAAAAUCCAAAUGUUUAUAUAUUAAAUCAAACUAAAUCAAUGAUGUCGGUUUGAUUCGGUUUUUGCA
This is a messenger RNA of Mercurialis annua (annual mercury), 707 nucleotides long. Its product is annotated as CST complex subunit TEN1. Lineage: Eukaryota; Viridiplantae; Streptophyta; Magnoliopsida; Malpighiales; Euphorbiaceae. The record is from RefSeq and is a predicted model, not a curated record. The coding region runs from base 45 to 419 and encodes 124 amino acids. Gene Ontology annotation, biological process: negative regulation of telomere maintenance via telomerase. Gene Ontology annotation, cellular component: CST complex. The transcript is spliced from 3 exons. Gene Ontology annotation, molecular function: single-stranded DNA binding; telomeric repeat DNA binding; telomerase inhibitor activity.